Molecule: messenger RNA, 1008 nt
Organism: Fonsecaea erecta
Lineage: Eukaryota; Fungi; Ascomycota; Eurotiomycetes; Chaetothyriales; Herpotrichiellaceae
Exons: 2
Coding region: 1-1008 (335 amino acids)
Biological process (GO): translation
Cellular component (GO): mitochondrion
Molecular function (GO): ribosomal large subunit binding
Source: RefSeq, a predicted model, not a curated record
AUGUCUCCCCGGAGUAAAGAAGCGGCGCAGUUCCUCCAGCAAGUGCUCCUCCUCCCGGUGCAUCACCGGCUCCCUCGCACGACGCCGCGGUCGCUGUGCAUCCAAUGCCAGACACGACAGUUGCGCCAGCUGCAUUCCGCGAACCGCACACUUGCCCCGUGGACGGUCUCGACCCAAUCCUCACAACAUGUCCCCAGCAGCAGCAGGAAGACAUUCUCCACCUCCCCGUCCCUGCCCAAGAAGUCGUCCUCUUCGUCCAAGUCCGCGCGCAAGUCCCCCUCGCUGGACUCGCUCACCCACAAGGACGCAGUCCAUAUCCCGGACAACAAGGCCACGCGCAACCGCGACAGCGAGAUCGACCCGUACGACUUCUCCGAGCUGGAGGCGGGCAUCGCCAAAGCUGUUGCACGCUUGAAGGAAGCGUUGGUCAAGACGAAGGACGCCGGCCGGGUCACGCCCGAAAUGAUCGAGGCGCUGCCCGUCGAGAUCAAUGUCAAGGGCGCGGAGACCGGGAGGGGCAGUCCGCAUAAAGAGAAGGUCAAGGUGGGAGAUCUGGCCAGCGUCGUGGCGAAGGGCGGGAGGAGCGUGCAGAUCUUCUGCGCCGAGGAAGCUCACGUCAAGCCGAUCGCCUCCGCCCUACUCGCAAGCCCCUACAGUCUGGUGCCGCAGACCACCGCCCCCCACACCCCGGGGACCACGUCGGUGUCGCAGUCCAACCCGCCGACGGCGUCCAACCCGCUGCUGAUCACGGUGCCGGUGCCGCCCAUCACAGCCGAGACGCGCAACCUCGCGCGCGCCGAGGCCAAGAAGAUGUUCGAGCGGGCGUCGCAGGAGGUGCGGCACGCGCGCGGCGAGGCGCAGAAGCGGUUCCGCAAGAUGGAACUGGGCAAGCUGGUCAUCGUGGACGAGCUGCGCAAGGCCCACAAGCAGAUGGAGGAGGUGGUCAAGAAGGGCCAGGACGAGGUCAAGAAGGUUUACGAGGCGAGUUUGAAGGCGUUGGACGGAUAA